UGCAGGCAUUGAAUGAUUUUCUGCAUGGAUCUGGUAGUCAAGAAGUAGACGAGGAUGAUUUGCUUGGUUCAGCCUGUACAAUUGACAACUCUCAUUCACUCUUUGCUGAUGCCAUUGUGAACCUACAACACAGGGCCACAUGCAUGCCAGACAGCGGAGACAGCAUGUUAUAGAGAGUGCUAAAAUUCCCACAUCAAUGGAUCAGAUUAAAGCUCUGCAGUUACGUCAUAUCCAGUCAUGAAUGAUGAAGGGCAGUUAAACCAUCAGCGGGAGGAGGAGGCUCCAUGGACAUCCUGAUCCUCAACGAUGGCAGAACCCAGCAUGUUGCUGAUCCUACCUCUUCUACUAAAGAUACACACAACCAUAUUGGUGAAGAAUCCAACUCAAGACUACAGUUAGCAAGUAGUCUUAAUGUCUUGGAGGAGCUGGAUACGUCUUCUCCUCUUUCAAAUCUAAAUGGGGACCAGCCUUUUGAUAUUCUGCAGAAGUCUCUUCAGGAGGCCAAUAUUACUCAACAAACCUUACAGGAGGAAGCAGAUUUGGCAGCUGGUAUUACUUCUACACAGGAGUUUCCACAACCUCAGAUUCACCCUACAUCCUUUUCUCAGGUUUCUCAACUGUCUUCUGGCAUAUCAUCUGUAAGGGGCUUGACACAACAGCAGAUGAAUGUAACACCGUCACCCAUUUUACAGCAAGUCUUGCGAACUCCCUUUGUAAAUAAUGAAACUAAUGUACAGCCUGGCUUUUUUCAACAAAUGGGCAUCAACAGUGUUGCCAUUCAACAUGUACCCAGUAGCAACCCAGGUGGUGGAAUUGGACCAGUUCAGCUGAUUGGUUCAUUAGAUACACAACAGCCUGUAAUGACUUUUAAUCAGCUUGAAGGGUCUCAGUUUAUUUCAAAGGACAAUGGACAGCUACCUGCUCUAAACUCAGUGACAGUAGGCAAUUACAAUAUUCCCUCUCUUCCCAACCAUCAACCAAUGUCUUUGAACCCAUCUGGUUUAAAUGAAACUGGUGGAUUGUUGCUUCAGAGGCGAGUGACAGCACUUAAUGGAAACACUUAUUAUGGGGCCUCUAAUAUUGGCCAGGUCCCACAAUCUAUGUCCGUUCAGUUUAGUGGUAACAAUAUUCCAACAGCACUGCCUUUGCAUAAUAUUAUUCUUCAAAGAGGUCCUGUACCAAGCCAGCCUAAAAUUUCACUCAGUAUUCAACCCAAGCCUGCUCAGAUCAAUCAGCAACAAACUGUUUACAAUAUAAACAAUUUGGAAUUGCAGACGGCAUUCAAAAUCCAAAAUGAAGUAUCAUUACAGCAGCAGCAAAUGCAACAUAACCUUCCUUUUGGCUCCACAAACUCAUCUCAGAAUGCAGUAGUGGGCUCACCAAUGGGUGUUAACGUUGCGAAGCAGCAAGUACCUAGAAAGUCAGGUAGACCACAAGUUUUAAAUCAAACUGGAAGCAGUAUCAUAAUUCGACCUCCUAUUGGGCAACAUGAACCCCUUGUAUCCCAGAACCAGUUUUUCAUUCCUACCAGCCUGGCAUUGAAUAUGAAUUCAACUGUUCAGCACCUUCAGACGGCAAAUGGACAGAUUAUUCAAAAUCGAACAGUACCCACCCAGUUGGUCUCCAGUCAAGUAGCAUCAGAAUGUGUUAUAACAAAUCGCAACUCUUCAGGUACAAUGCUGGCUACCCAGUCUUUUUCAGGACAGUUCUUAAAUCAGAACUCUGCUGGACAGUUGACCUCUGGUCAAGGUGGCAUGGAGCAGGUAGUUAAUUCUUCAGGACAGCUGUUAUCAAACCACGGCUCAUCACAGUUAGUUACUGGCCAGGUUCCACUUCAACAGGCUUCACAGAUGUUGUUUAAUCUUCCGACCUGUCAAGGUGUGCAACCCACUGUUGGCUCAAGCAUUAAUACAGGAAUAUUUAAGCAAUCUGGGCAGAAUGCAGUUCGAGGAAGGUCAUUCCAAAAUCAGCUGACUGUUUCAAUUGCACCUAGUUCUGUGGGCUCCAGUUAUGUGUCUACAGUGCAGACUCCAAUAUCAUCAGCAAACAAUGGUGACCAUACACAAGCAAGUUCUGGUAGUAACCUUGUAGUGGUUUGCCAGGGUGAUCAAUCACUUCUAACUGUACAGUCUACACAACAGCAGCCACAGCAGUGCCAGCAACAAAUGGGUAUGAAUCCUAUUUUCCGGAUUACCAAUCCUUAUCACCAAAAUGCCAAUGUAAUGCAACCCUCGCGGCAGGUCGCAUUCAGCCGGGCAGAGAUGCCAGUAACGCAAAUCAGCAAUCAGCAGCAAUUCCUCUGUUCACAAGCUUCUAAGAAGAUGAUAGCAAGUAAGCAGGAGCCAGUCACUAGCCAGUCAUUGGUUAGUUUGGGGCAGCUCUCCAAUCAAGUUUCAGCUUCACUGUUUGGAAGUCAGACCCUGCCCAGUUCUGUUCAAAAGGCUCAUGCUGCUGAUGGCCUACGGCAGCCACAAAUACCCAGCUCAUUGACGAGUGCAGGGAUCCUGGGCAAAACCACGUGUCUAGCCGUGCAAAUGAGUGAUGGUCAACUUCACAAAGCUGCUGGUACUUUACAACAGCAUUUGGGACAACUACAUUCAUUGCAGGAUAAAAUAUUAGGGCAGCCAGAGAUGCAGAAAAUUUCACAAUUUGAUGGCCAGAUUGUGGGACAGAAGAGACCUGCAUCAAAGCAACUUACUAAAGAAAGUUUGAUUCUUCAGCAACUACAAGAAGAACAAAGGAAUGUUCUACAACCUGACUAUAAAACACCAUUCAGGUCACAAGAAGAUGCCAUGCAAAGGCUUCUACCAUAUCAUGUGUUUCAAGGGAAUCUACCUUCCCAAGAGGAAUUUCAGAAAGUGGAUAAUGAAUUUGAAGAUGUUUCUGUGCAAUUACUAAAGCGGACUCAGAUGAUGCUGAGCAAGUAUAGAAAACUGUUACUGGAAGAUGCAAUGCGAGUAAAUCCCUCUGCUGAAAUGGUUAUGAUUGACCGAGUGUUUAAUCAAGAUGAGAAAGUAGCCCUUAUCCAGGACAAACGGUUUUCCUUGGAGGAUUCUGAUGGCUAUUUGGCAAAGUUUUGUUGCUCCUCAUCUGUUUUUGUAAAAUCUGCUGCUGAAACACAACAAUUAACUACUGAUAUGACGCCACACAAGUCUUCAGGCAGUCACAGUGGGCAGCCUACACCAGUGAAUACAACUAUCAACCAAAAAAGUGAACCUUCAAAACUGGUCCAUUUAGCUUCUUCUGUGGCAAGUGGGAUCAAGGCUGUCACAAAUUCUUCCACUGACAGUCCUUGCAUUGCUAAAUCGUACAACAGCAGUAGCAAAGAGCUCAAACUAACCAUCAAGCCAGAGUCAGCUUACAGAGCUGGAACACAGAGUAAAUCUUCAAAAAUUCAAGAAUGGUCUGAUAUUGGAAAUGAAGGAGGUAAAAGUAAUGCUGGCUCUACGUCUGCUUAUGUAGAGGUUCAAAGCACAAAAGGUUGUGAACCUGUUGUUGGAACUGUCCAAACUUGUGAUGGAGAAGAAAAUAGGUUCAACGUCGAGAAAAAGCACAGUAAUUUUUGUGAUAAAGUCACUGUAGAAAGUCUAAUGAAGGAAGGACAGAACCGUGUUAUUAAUCAAAUUAAUAAUUCCAUUAAAUUGGAACAUGAUGAGGGUGACUCACAGUUGCCUUGGCAUGACCAGUCACAAGACAAAAGUGCUAAAAGUUCUAAACAGCAAGAGUUUACAUGUGUGCAGAUUAAAGAUGCAAAAGAAGCUCAAUGUGACACAUCGCUCCAUGAACAUUUGGAGAGUGCAAUCAAUAGCAUUUUGGAUCUACAGCAAGCUCAGAAACCUUCUGAUAAUGCAAUCAUCAAAAAUAGCUCACCUGAAGUUGAAACUCCUCAUUUUUCAGCCUUAGCUCCCGUGGAGAACUAUGUAGAAAAAUGUAUACCAGAUCAUAAUGAAGGCAUCAGAGAAACAGACUCCAUCUUAGAAGCAGCAGUAAAUAGCAUAUUGGAAUGCUGAUAAUGUGACUGUAAAGAAACAGAAAUGACAGAUUGUCAACUGCGUUGAUAACUUAUAGGGAUAAAGAUGGGAAAAGUAGCACAUUACUCAAUACUGAGAACAGGCUUUUAGUGUUCCUGGAAAGAGGAUAAAUGCAGUAGAAACUAGGAAAUAGAUUUAUUUUGAAGUAUGACUAGUUUGAGCUUAGGAAGGUCUAUUGUAGUUUGUACUUUGAAAAUAAUUAUGGUGGCACAAGGUGCGCAUUAAGUCAUUUGUUUAAAAGACGUGAAGGGAGAUAUUUAAUUUAAUUUCUUUUUUUAAGGCUCUAAUUUCAUGUAAAGUGCACUCUUCAAUUUCAAGAGUGCUUUUCAGUUUAUGGUAGAAAUUUAUGUUUUUUAAAUUGAUACUUUAAUGUAUAAGUGUUGUUUUUGGGUUAUUUUUGUCUUUCAUAUUAUGUAAGACUUUUUGAGAAUUGAGUGCCAAUAAGUUAAGUUUUGAAUAGUUAAUAAGCAACAUUCCCACUUAAGUCAGUUUAAAACUGGAACUCUUGAUGAUGAGGUGAAAGUCUACUUCAUUAUUCAUUUUCCAUUUUUAAUACCACUAUCAUUAUAUAAGGAAGGCAACUUUAGGUCUUAAAGACUGAAAUUGAAAGCACAGUGUGUGUGUCCAUGCUGUGAUUUGUCAAACUGUAGAUCUAAAAAAUGAUUAUUCCAUUCCCAUUUUGCAGACUUUUAUUGUUUUUGUCUUGCACAUGCAACUGUAAGCUUCCUUGCAUAAGUGAAGAGCACAAAAUACACCGUUAGAUCAGUUAGGCCUUACAAACUGACAUCACAAGAAAAAUAACAUCACUUAUGAACUAAAUGGUACAGUGUCUUUUAUUUUAAACUCUGAUUUGUGUAGUGUUCAGCUCUGGUCCUCCUUAGAAAUGCUUUGUACACAUUUUUAAAAUAUUUAUAAAGAUUUUUUGUAAAAAAAAAAGAAAAAAGGAAAUGUCAAAGUUAUUUUUGUUAUGUUAGUUCAGUACCUAUAUAUAAAGCAUGGUAAAACAUGAUCAGAGUGAAUUAUUAAGAAGUAUUUUAGUUAGAUGCUAAUGAAACACUGAAUCAACUUGUCAAAUGAGCCAAAGAAUUCAACAAAACUGAUUUGUGUUGGUCUUUUAAUUUAUUGAAGAUUAUCUGUGUAUUCAAAUUUGUAGCACUGCAGGCUAGUGGCAACCAUUUUUCAAUAUUACAGUUUAUUUGAAUAUUGUGUUGUAAUUAUUUAUUUUGGUAUUCUUUGCAUGAAAAGUAACUGAGUGAUAGGUAUAACUAGAUAGUACAGUAACAUUAAGAAUCUUUGAAUUCUUAAAUAAUGGCAGAAAAUUGGAAAAAUUGUUUUGUGAUAUGGGGGUUAUUUCUUAUAAAAGGAAGUAUGUUUUGUGAACAUUUGUUUAACUGCUUUCCUGCCAAAGAUGAAACCUUCUUAAUUUUGUCAUGUAUUUUUAAGGUUAGUAAAUUGAAGAUUUGUAUACACAUAAAGCAACAAUAGUCCUUGAGUUGAAUCCCCAGCCUUAAUUACAAUAAACUAAGGAA
Molecule: messenger RNA, 5560 nt
Organism: Pristis pectinata (smalltooth sawfish)
Lineage: Eukaryota; Metazoa; Chordata; Chondrichthyes; Rhinopristiformes; Pristidae
Product: BRD4-interacting chromatin-remodeling complex-associated protein-like
Exons: 11
Coding region: 285-4010 (1241 amino acids)
Biological process (GO): positive regulation of DNA-templated transcription
Cellular component (GO): SWI/SNF complex
Source: RefSeq, a predicted model, not a curated record